UUGUCAAUGUCAUUCUAAAUCAGCUGUCAUUGCUGUCAAGUUCUGGCCGCACUUUAUUGCGAGGAUGACUUCAUAAGAAGGGAAUAGUGAAUUUAAAAUGCAUAAAAAGUCUUUUUCCACCUAAAAAUAAUAUGCGAAAAUGGCAGACCGCCUCCGUAUAAUCGCGCAGCGACUAAAGGACAAAAUAAACUUAGCGCAAUUGAAUGUAACGAAUCGCGAAAAGGUCGAUCAACUUAUUACCAAAUACGUACCGGCUACGAAAGUUUCGGAAGUAGCGGAGAGAUUUAAAUACGAUAAUUUAACUAAAAAAGUACAAGAUUUAGUCACCAAAUAUGAAAAAUUCACGGGAGUCGAAGAAAUUAUGGCGAUACAAAACACGGUGAUCGACGCGCAGGACAAAUUCAUUGCUGCCCAAGAUCGCCGUCGUGAUGUUGGUCGUCAGUUAGCCAACAUAGAAUCUAGACUGAAAGAAUUACAUGCUGAAAUGCAAAAUACUAUGAAGGGGGAUGAGAAAUACUUGCAGCUCUGCACUGAAGAGCACAAGCUUAUAAUACAAGAACGUGCCCUGCGGACCCUCUUCGCCGAUGCCGAGAAGGAAGAACGCGAGUUGUUCGCCACGAUGUCGGCCGCCGUGAAGCUGGGCCACGAGAGGGAGAGGGCGCACGCGGAACGCAACAAGUAUUGGUACAUCGUUGCCUCGAUUUUUGGCACGGUGCUCGGUAUAGCCGGUUCGACGAUAAACAAUCACCUGAAGAUGGCCGAGUUCAGGGACAUGAUGGAGCAGCAGAUGGCCAGGAGCGCGAGCGUCCUGUACACCAUCGCGGGGGGCGGGACCGCCAGCCGGGCCGACAUCACGGAGGCGAUGAAGACCGAGUUCGCUUACCAGGAACAAUUAGCCCAAAAUUUGAAGUUGAUGCAGGAGAAUAUAAAUCAUCUUGUCAACAAGCAAAGUUCCCUUAUCGAACACAUGCACAAUCAGGAGCAUUUAGUCGAAACUCAAAUGAAGGAUCUCAAACGAUUGAUAAUCACCGCCUCGCAGUCGAGCGCCAAGUCGGACGCGGAAAUAGCGAAGGCCCUCUCAGUCGUGCACCAAGAUCUCGACGAGGCUGACAAGGACCGCGACCUGGAACCGGCCAAGGUGUCGCUGGAGCCAAAUCAAAUCCUAACCGGCAUCGGCAUAAUAGUGUGCUUCGCGAUAAUAUUCGGCAACAUUCUGGGCAGAGUCAGUUGAGAUGUCAAUAUUCAGCCCGGACUCGGGAAGUUUGAUUUUGGAAUCCGGUCACAUUUUUUAUUUAUUUAUUUCGAUAAACGGUUUUGCCUUUUUAAGUCUUUUAUACUUUAGUUGUAAAACAUAUUAGCAUAAUAUCGAGGAAUUAUAGAGUUGUUUAAUCAGGAUUUUAGGUAAAUUUGUAUUUUUCUUUCUGCUUUGAAGUGUCAUGUUUCAAUAAGAUUUAAAAAAUGUUGCCAGCCAUAGAUUUUUUGUUGCAUUGUUGGGAGAACCGACCUGUUAUUAAACGAUUAGCGCAGCCUAUAGACAUCUUGCAUACUGCCACCCACCUUGAAACAUGAGGUCUAAGUGUCAAAUGUAUAGUGUAACAGCUUUCCCACCCUUCAAUCCCGGACGUAACACUACUUUAUGGCAGAAAUAGGCAGGGUGGUGCGAAUUGACUAAAUUGCGAAAAAAAGUAAAAUUAAUAUAUUUUAUUUUAAUAACAAACUUUAUUUGUAAUCAUAAUCAGUUUCUUCUUUUGAUCUGCGUAACUGUCGAAUUUGUUUGUAAUGACGUUUAAUCUAGUGUUGCCAUCUUCGAAGUCGUUUUCCGUGAUUUACGGUAAAAAAGGGUAAGGAUUCCUUGGAUACAAAAUAGAAGGUAGAAUUAAGGAGCACAGUCUCUGUAUAUAAAAACUUUUCCGUCGAACGGUAACCAAUUAAGAUGGCGCCACCGUACCAAGAGGUGUCAUUUAAAAAAUAACGUCAAAUGUUAAAAUCAUUAAAUCGUUCAACUGCACACAUCGCUCCGCGUACAACUGUUACGUUUUAUUUUUAUUUUUUAUUGCCCUUGUAGGCAGACGAGCAAACGGCCCACCUGAUGGUGAGUGGUUACCGUCGCCCAUAGACUUCAGCAAUGCCAGGGGCAGAGCCAAGCCGCUGCCUACCGUUGAAUUACCGUUUAUAUAUACACACCACUUGCUACGCUCGCAGUCCACUGGUCGUCUUCCGAAUGGUAAUUCGCUGCCCACAGCUGGACACUAUUAAACUUGCCCGACUUUUUGGCGGGAACGCGAGGAGUGAAGUUGUGUGAUUUGUUUUAUUUUGUCUAUUUAGUGUUUCUUCAGGUUUCAAUUUGUAACAACGGUGGUUUAUUGACUGUUUAGUAUCUGUGAAAGUGCACCAAUGUGGGAAAAUAAAACAAAGCCACUGGAUGUGGCUAAAACUUCUCCGUAUCUCCCAAAAAGUCCACUGAAAAAAAAAGUCUCAGUAAAUGACCACCAUAUUACUGAGAUUAUAUUUCAUCCAAUAUCAUCUCAUUUCAUUUCAUAAAAUAAGACUUGACUUAAGGGUCUUAGUUACCAGGUCGUAAAAUCCUUUUAAAAAAACUUUUCCCCAUAUGAGACAGUACUCUUUACGUCUACCCUUAAUAGGUUAGAAUUCUGGCUUCUAUGGUCGGUUCAUAUAUGUAUAUUAUUAAUUUGAAGUUCUUAAAAAGUUGCAUCAAUGAUUCAAAUUGUAUAUGAACGGGUCCCAAGGACCCAAGCUGUUUCCCGGUCUGUGUUUAGAAAAUAAACUUAAAGAUGUAAUGUAUAAAGUCUGAUUUAUAGAUGGCUAUUAAUUUUGAUUUUUAUAACACUUGUUUACUUAUGAAUGUAUGUCUUGUGUUUUUUUUUUGUAAAACAAUAAAAUGUACGUGUAAUGUUUUUUUAUGAAAACGGUGUUGAAGCGAAAUAUAAUAUUGAUUGUUGCA
Messenger RNA from Bombyx mori (domestic silkworm), 2962 nucleotides. RefSeq names its product mitochondrial potassium channel. NCBI's taxonomy places the organism in Eukaryota, Metazoa, Arthropoda, Insecta, Lepidoptera, Bombycidae. The coding region runs from base 140 to 1231 and encodes 363 amino acids. The record is from RefSeq and is a predicted model, not a curated record. The transcript is spliced from 6 exons.